This is a messenger RNA of Anas platyrhynchos (mallard), 2311 nucleotides long. The record is from RefSeq and is a predicted model, not a curated record. Lineage: Eukaryota; Metazoa; Chordata; Aves; Anseriformes; Anatidae.
AACGGAUCAACCAAGGGACGUGGGCUCCAGGCAGACCCUUCUGUUGUGGUCCUUCUGGAGAAAACCCGAGCCCCGCAGUGUGGGAAGGGACAGGGAAGGGUGUUCUGAUAAUUCAGCAGCGCCAUCAGAGAUUUGUGUGAGCCGCUCUGAAAAAUGACACAGGGCAUGAAUAAAUCAUGGGCCCUCUCUUAGCAACCUGAUGACUUCCACCGGCUCUGGUGGUGGUGAAAGAGGGCCCGGGCUCUGCUUUAAGAGCGGGGCGAGCUCGCUGCUGGUGGAGGAGCCACCCAUGAGGGGGGCCGGGAGGCUGGCUGCCGCAAGCAGGGCCAUGGAGGGCAACAUGCACCUCCUCCAGCUCAUCCGCAAGAUGCGCUCCCAGAUCGACGAGCUGGAGCGGGAGAACCGGGCCCUGAGGGGCGAGCUGCGGGCCUGUGGACCGAGUGCCACGGCGGCAAGAGCUGGGAGCCUCGCCAGCCCCAUGGCACAGCCAGACCCCACACCCGGCCCUGCAGCGGCAGCGUCAGAGCAGGAUUUCAUGGAGCAGGAAGAUCAAAAAUGUUGUCUGGGGAGCGAUACCUGCCCGGAAUUGGGUACGGUUGUUAGCAGGGUCAGGCCGGUCUGUGUACGUGCUGGAGGCCAGUGGCCACCUCCUCCCCUUGUGCCUGUCGAGUCGAGUUUGCCGGCACGCUGCAAAGUCCCCUGGCAGUGUGCGAGCUGCAGCUGCCCUUGCAGCCUGCAUGCUGGCUGGCGAUGUCCUCGAGGCCCGUCUGUCCCAGCGGCUGGCUGGGUUUGCUCCCAGCUCCACUCUUCUCUCUGCUCCUCAGCCACCACCAUGACCGUGCGGCGCUACUCCACUGCUGUGGCUGUGCCCGCUCCUCCUGGCACGAGGCCUCCCAGGGCAGGGAAGAGCCCAGCUGAGUGCUUCUCCAGCAGCAGUCCCAGCAAACUGAAGCUGUUCCAGGAGCACGUCCGCAGGUGCAGGGGUAAAGUAAAGGCCGUUAGUUUCCUUUUACCGAUGGAUGUGUCAGCAUGUGCUGAAAAUCAAGGUUCUCUGAAAAGCCCACAAAAUCAGGACACACACGAGUUAACUACCAUCACUGAAAAGGAUAUGUGAGCUGGUGAAUUUUUAAAGGCCCAUUGAUUCUUGAGAUAAAUUGGCCUUAAACGAUAGCUAUGUGUCAGGUUCCUUUUUUGCAAAACGCUUUGGCAGGUUGCCUUCAGAGAAUCACCUAGACUGUGUUUCGGGUCACUGGCCUGUUGUUUAGCAAGGAAAUGGAGGCCAUGACAAAAUCAGCUGAAAGCCUGUACCCUGCAGUGAAGCCACGUGAUAGCAAAGGAUCCUCCACAAAGCAGCUUCUGCUCAACAUCUCUCAAGGCUCUCUCACCUCAGGACUGCUUUAAACAGGAUGUUAAAGCUGUUUUUGCUGUGUUUGUCACAAAAACGGAAACCAAGUCACCUCUUGAGUUCACCGAUCCUCUUGCCAGAAAGGUCUUUGUUGCAAAUGACAAAAUAAGAGCUGCUAAAAACCCGGGAGGUCUCUUCUGCACUCAAAACUUUAAAGCUUCACAACACCAAUAUAGCAAAGUUAAGGGGAUGUUACGGAAUCAGUUAACAUUACUCUGAAUUUCUGCAAAGAUGGACAAUGACUGCUAAUGCCACUGCAGGUUCACCUCUAGGGGAGGGCAGAGGAGCGUACAUACUAAUCAGUAUGAAAAUAUGACUGCAAAUCUGUUUCUGACCUGGUGUGUCCAUCCAUAUACCAAGCCAAAGUUGGAAGGAUUCUGAAUAUCAGAAUUUUUCAGGAUCGGCUUCUGAACACAUCUCAGAUCAAGAAUCAGUAGCAGACAUUCAUCGAACUGGUGCAAAAUAGAUGUAAGAAAAGACUAUGGACAGCUUGUAAAAAAUGAGGAGUGCUUGCUAACUUAGGUUUGAGCAUCUUAUGAGUAAAGAUAAUGUCCCACGUUUAAUUUGACUACAGGUAUUUAUGGAUCAAAACCACUAUACUUACCUUGCUAUUUCUGUAUGUACAGGCAGCAUGGAUGAGUGAAUGUCACACAGAGGAUGCAUGAACAGUAGAUGCUGGUAACAUUUAGGAAUGUUGUCGUCUCAUGGUCUACUCUUAAAUUCUUGAGCCUUCAAAAGUGAAAGCAGUGAGCUGGUAGAGAAAAAUCCCAUCUUGACUUUCAGUGAUGUUGUAUGCUUCUGUAAAAGCAAGCUCCUUGAGGAUUUUGAAAUUCAUGAUGUUUUGUAUACUGAAGUACAUUUUAAAAUAUUCUCACCAAUGAAAUAAUCAUUUCGGUUUCACUGCUA